CACAAGGGGCCUCUCACUCCCCUCCAUCGCUCUAUGAUGGCAGGUUCUGCUUCCUCGUCCGGCCACGGAUCAAGACGAUGAGGUACAUCGCCGGUGAGUGCAAGCGGCCGAGGGGCAGUUGUCCAUUACCCGCUGCUGAUGGGUGACAACUCAGCCCCACACUGAAGCUCGGGCUGCAGCUGCCUCAUGGGGAGCAUCCCGCACUGCCUGGGCUGGGCUCGGUGCUCUGGGCUACCGGUGUUGAGUGGGCUUGAAGAAGUGCUUUCAGCAGGUCCGCAGCCUUGGCAGAUGGGCCCCAUGCCCAGGGUUUUUUUUUCUCUGCCUGAGGUAUUUCGGGUCCUGUGAGGUGUGGGACCCUGGACCUCAUCAGACAAGAGGAGUUGUGCUGGUUCAGGGGGGUGGGCAGCCUUUGCAGAGUUGGCGCGAUUUUUGUCCACAGAUAUUGUCAAUGCUGACAAGAUGUCAGGGAGGAGCAGGAAGUACAAGAUUAUCUUCAGCCCCCAAAAGAAAUGUUUAAUUAAAACCAAAUGUUGCGAUGCCUGGGAAUGACCUGGUGCCGUCCGUCGCCAGAUCUUUUCUGCUCGCUUGGAGCCUGACUGGGCCCUGAGGGUCCCUCCUUCUCUUCCAGUUUUAUGCUUGUGAGAUGGUGCUGGAGGAAGAAGGAGUCUUUGGUGACGUCACCUGCGAUGAAUGGUCCUUCUACCUGCUUCCCCUGGACGAAGACAUCAUCAGCAUGGAGCUGCCCGAGUUCUUUCGCGACUACUUCUUGGAAGGAGAUCACCGGUGGAUCAACUCCGUCGCUCGAGCCUUGCAGUUACUGAACUCCCUGUACGGGCCUUUCGGCAAGGCCUACGGGAUUGGCAGGUGUGCCAAGAUGAGCUACGAGCUGUGGCGGGACCUGGAGGAGGAGAGCGAGGCUGAUGGCCAGGGCAGGAAGCCCGAGAUUGGCAACGUCUUCCUCAUGGACAGAGUGGCUCUCGUUGCAGACACGGACUACGUGACAGCGCUGUGCUCCCAGGUGGUGUACGAGGGGCUGGUGGAUGACACCUUCCGCAUCAAGUGUGGGAGUGUGGAUUUUGGGCCAGACGUCACCUCUUCUGACAAGAGUAUUAAGGUGCUGCUUAAUGCCCAGGACAAAGUCUUCAGCCAGAUUCGGAAUGAGCACUUCUCUAGCGUGUUUGGCUUCCUGAGCCAGAAGUCGCGUAACCUGCAGGCACAGUAUGACCGGCGCCGUGGCAUGGACAUCAAGCAGAUGAAGAACUUUGUCUCUCAGGAACUGAAGGGACUAAAGCAAGAGCAUCGCCUGCUGAGCCUGCAUAUUGGUGCCUGCGAGUCCAUCAUGAAAAAGAAGACCAAGCAGGACUUCCAGGAGAUGAUCAAGGCUGAACAUUCUCUGCUGGAGGGCUUCGACAUCCGUGAGAGCACCAGCUUCAUAGAGGAGCACAUUGACCGGCAGGUGUCCCCCAUCGAGAGCCUGCGCCUGAUGUGCCUCCUGUCCAUCACAGAGAACGGUCUCAUCCCCAAAGACUACCGCUCCCUGAAAACCCAGUACCUGCAGAGCUAUGGGCCUGAGCACUUGCUGACCUUCCACAACCUCAAGCGCAUCGGGCUGCUGACCGAGCAGUCGGCUGGAGAGACUCUGACUGCUGUGGAGAGCAAAGUCAGCAAGCUGGUGACGGACCGCGCUGCAGGAAAGAUCACUGAUGCGUUUAAUUCUUUGGCCAGGAAGAGCAAUUUUCGAGCCAUAAGCAAGAAGCUGGGGUUGAUCCCCCGGGUGGAUGGAGAGUACGACCUGAAGAUGCCUCGGGACAUGGCUUACGUUUUCAGUGGGGCCUACGUCCCCCUGAGCUGCAAGAUCAUUGAGCAGGUGCUGGAGCGCCGGGGCUGGCUGGGCCUGGAGGAGGUUGUGCGGCUGCUCAACGGCAAUGAGUUUUCAGUCUCAGGUAGCACCAGCACCGGGCUGAGGGUGGGUGGGCCUGGGGCUGGUGGGGCCGACAGUGUUCUGCCCCAUCCAGACAGCGCCGUGGAGGACAACCCCGCCUGGGAUUCCCAGCGUGUCAUCCUUGCCGUCUUCCUGGGGGGCUGCACCUUCUCAGAAAUUGCUGCUCUUCGGUUUCUGGGGAAGGAGAGAGCCAAUGAGCGCGUCCGGGAGGCGAGUUUGAAUCCGCGGAGCGAGCGGUGGAUGCAGAGCGGAGUGGUCACCAUGAGGAAGAGUGAGGUGCUGGCGGCCGAGGCCGUGUCGUGCCUGAACCGAGCCAUGGCGGCGCUGCGGGACAUAUGGGAGGAGAUCGGCAUCCCCGAGGAGCAGCGCCUGGAGCGUACCGAGGUCGUCAAGAAGCACAUCAAGAGUCUCCUGGACAUGAUGGUUGCAGAGGAGGAGAGCCUGAAGGAGCGCCUCUUGAAGAGCAUUGCUCUAUGUCGGAAGGAGCUUGACACCCUCUGCAGGGAGCUCCAGCUGGACCCCUUUGAGGCAGAGGAAGAAAGUACUAUUCUGCAGAUGGAGAAGAAUUUGCGCACCCGUGUGGAAGUGAUGUUAAAGCAGAAAAGGGACAGGAAGCAGGAGCUCAAAACCCUGCAAGAACAAGAUCGAGACUUGUGUGACAUCCUCUGCACAACCCCGUUCUGCAUUGACAGUACUGCUGUGCCCAGCCUGGAGGACCUGGAUCGUUACAGGCGCCACUUGGCCUCCCUGACUGCCGAGAAGGAGCAAAGGCGAGAAGAGUUUGUCAGCAGCAAGCGGCAAAUCAUCCUCCUUAUGGAGGAGCUGGACCACACUCCAGACACAAGCUUUGAGCGGGAUGUGGUGUGCGAGGAUGAGGAAGCCUUCUGUUUGUCCAUGGACAACAUUGCUGCCCUCCAGAAUCUGCUGCAGCAGCUGGAAGCCCGGCGAUCCCUGAAUGAAGCUGUGUGCACAGAGCUGCGCUCCAGAAUUGUUGCGCUCUGGGAAAGGCUGCAGGUUCCUGUGGAGGAGAGAGAGUCUUCUGCAGUGCACAUGACUGGGUCCAGAGCCAAAACCAGAAAAGCUCUGCAGUUGGAAGUGGACCGUCUGGAGGAGCUGAAGCUGCAGAACAUGAAAUCUGUGAUUCAGGCAAUCCGGGCAGAGCUGGCUGACUAUUGGGACAAAUGCUUCUACAGUCAGGAGCAGAGGGAAGGCUUCAGCCCCUAUUACGAUGAGGACUAUACAGAGACCCUGCUUGAGCUCCACGAUGCUGAGGUGGGGAAGAUGAAGAGAUACUAUGAAACACACAAAGAUCUGUUUGAGGCCGUCCAGAAGUGGGAGGAGAACUGGAAGCUGUUCCUGGAGCUGGAGAGGAAAGCAACUGACCCCAGUCGCUUUGCCAACCGUGGGGGGAAUCUGCUGAAAGAAGAGAAGCAGCGCGCAAAGCUGCAGAAGACACUUUCAAAGCUGCAGGAGGAGCUGGAGAGCAGGGUCCAGGCCUGGAAGCAGGAGCAUGAGGGGACCUUCCUGGUGAAGGGGCAGCAGUUCAUGGAGUACGUGAUGGAGCAGUGGCAGCUAUACCGCCUGGAGAAAGAGAAGGAGAAGCAGGAGCGGCACCUGAAGAAAAGCCGCCAGAUUGAGGCAGAGAUGAUGUAUGGAAGCACCCCACGGACACCCAUCAAGCGCCGGGUGCUCGGCCCCCACACGCCUGGCAAAGUAAGGAAGCUCAAUGGCACUUCCAUCUCCAGUGCCACACCCAACAGCACCGUUCGUUCAGCUUUUGGGGGAACCAUCUACCACUCACCAACGUCUCGGUUGCCACCUUCUGGAGGGAAGUUUGGCCAGGCUCGGACCCCCAUCCGUGCAGUUGCAAAGCCCCCCCGUCCUGGAUACAGGGAACGGAACAAGGAGAACGUGUCCCAGCUGAAUGGAACCACCCUGAGCGGUGGGUGCACCCCCACAGCCCCUGCCCAGCGUAACCACAGCGUUAAUUCUGUUGCCAGCACCUAUUCUGAGUUUGCGCGCGAACUUUCAAAGGCUUCCAGGUCUGACAGUACUUCCCGCAUCCUGAACUCCACCACCACCAAUGCCUUCUGCUGAGCUGCUGCCUGCUGGGCUCCAGCUGGUCGUAGUCGUAGUGAGUCGCUGCUCGGGCAGAGUGUUACACAGCUCUCCCUGUGCCCAAAGCGUCCCAUGCUCUAGGUUUAACUUUUACCUGGGUCCCAGGCGUUACUCCGGCCAGCCUGGCUCUCUGUGGGGC
Molecule: messenger RNA, 4199 nt
Organism: Haliaeetus leucocephalus (bald eagle)
Lineage: Eukaryota; Metazoa; Chordata; Aves; Accipitriformes; Accipitridae
Product: vacuolar protein sorting-associated protein 33B-like
Exons: 31
Coding region: 644-4039 (1131 amino acids)
Biological process (GO): mitotic spindle midzone assembly; microtubule cytoskeleton organization; intracellular protein transport
Cellular component (GO): mitotic spindle midzone; spindle; cytoplasm
Molecular function (GO): microtubule binding
Source: RefSeq, a predicted model, not a curated record